CUCUUUUCCUCUUCCCUCGCUAUCCCCUCCACCUUGGACAAACACCAUCACCUUCAAUCAUCACCAUGGGCCACAAGAAGAUCCGCACAGCGCUGACGGUCGAUCUCAACAAGCCUGCCUGGGAGCAACCGGGGUUGCACAACAGAUGGCAUCCAGAUGUCCCCGCCUGCGGCACGAUCGCCAACAACGAAGUCGUCAAGAUCGAAUGCCUCGACUGGACCGGCGGGCAGAUCAAAAACAACGACUCCGCCGACGACGUCAAGGACGUCGACCUAACCCAGAUCCACUACCUAUCUGGGCCCUUUGAGAUCGAGACCGCCGAGCCGGGCGAUGUCUUGCUGGUGGAAAUCCAAGAUGUCCAGCCCUUCGAGGAUCACCCCUGGGGCUUUACCGGUGUCUUCGACAAGAACAAUGGGGGCGGGUUUCUCGAUGAGAUUUAUCCGAAAGCAGCCAAGGCUAUAUGGGACUUCGAGGGGAUCUUCUGCUCGUCGCGACAUAUUCCCCACGUGCGCUUUGCGGGAUUGAUUCAUCCCGGGAUUCUGGGCUGCGCGCCGUCCGCGGAGAUACUGGCGGAGUGGAAUCGUCGAGAGGGGGAGUUGAUCGCCGCGAGUACCGCCCUGCAGCGGGAUGUCGCGAAGCCUCCUGAGCCGAGAAAUGCGCAUGCGGGAAGUGCGGAUGAGAGUCUUAAGGAGAAGGUCGCGAGGGAGGGCGCGAGAACGAUUCCUGGUCGUCCCGAACACGGCGGCAACUGCGACAUCAAGAACCUCUCUCGCGGCUCGAAGGUCUACCUCCCCGUGCACGUACCCGGCGCGAAGUUCUCCGUCGGCGAUCUGCACUUCUCGCAAGGCGACGGCGAGAUCUCCUUCUGCGGCGCCAUCGAAAUGGCCGGCAUCAUCACGCUCAAGUUCACCGUGCUCAAGGGCGGCAUGGCGAAGAUGGGCAUGAAGUCCCCGAUCUUCCAGCCGGGCCCCGUGGAGCCGCAAUUCGGGCCCGGCCGGUAUUUGACCUUCGAGGGGUUUUCGGUCGAUGAGAAUGGAAAACAGCAUUAUUUGGACGCGACGGUGGCGUAUCGUCAGACGUGUCUGCGGGUGAUCGAGUACCUGCGUCGGUAUGGGUACGAUGACUAUCAGAUCUACCUGCUGCUGAGCUGCGCGCCGGUGCAGGGACAUAUUGCAGGGCUGGUGGAUAUACCCAAUGCGUGCACGACGCUGGGGGUGCCGAUGGAUAUCUUUGAUUUUGAUAUUCGGCCCGAGGGCGAGGCGGUGCAGUUGGAUAUGGGGAGUUGUGCGUUUACAAGUGAGUGAAGGGAGUAGCGGUUAUGUCUGGUUCCUUCAUAUCAUUGCGUGCAAGUAGCUCUCUCAACACUUAACCUAAGACCACCGGAAUGCCAGC
Aspergillus homomorphus CBS 101889 is the source of this 1392-nucleotide messenger RNA. RefSeq names its product acetamidase/formamidase family protein. Bases 66 to 1304 code for a protein of 412 amino acids. NCBI's taxonomy places the organism in Eukaryota, Fungi, Ascomycota, Eurotiomycetes, Eurotiales, Aspergillaceae. The transcript has 5 exons. Gene Ontology annotation, molecular function: hydrolase activity, acting on carbon-nitrogen (but not peptide) bonds, in linear amides. The record is from RefSeq and is a predicted model, not a curated record.